Molecule: messenger RNA, 6693 nt
Organism: Symphalangus syndactylus (siamang)
Lineage: Eukaryota; Metazoa; Chordata; Mammalia; Primates; Hylobatidae
Gene: CROCC
Product: ciliary rootlet coiled-coil, rootletin
Source: RefSeq, a predicted model, not a curated record
CCACUUCCCUGAAGCAUGUCGCCUUGGGUAGGGCUUACAACUCUAAGGGCAGGAGCCCAGACACGUGAUGCUAAUGACGAUAGGAACAGCGGCCACCAUUGGCUAAUAGCUCACCACCUGCCGGGUGUGACACUGGAGAGCAGCGUCCUGUGCCAGGAGAAAGGCUUGAGCGUGCAGGACCUGGCCCAGGACGCUCAGAUCACCAGCCUGCCUGCCCGCAUCAGGGAGAUUGUCACCCGCAACCUCUCCCGGCCUGAGAGCCCAGUCCUGCUGCCGGCCACGGAGAUGGCAUCGCUGCUGUCGCUGCAGGAGGAGAACCAGCUGCUGCAGCAGGAGCUGUCCCGCGUGGAGGACCUGCUGGCCCAGAGCCGUGCCGAGCGCGAUGAGCUCGCCAUUAAGUACAACGCGGUCAGCGAGAGGCUGGAGCAGGCUCUGCGGCUGGAGUCUGGGGAGCUGGAGACGCAAGAGCCCGGGGGACUGGUACGGCAGAGCGUGGAGUUGAGGAGGCAGCUGCAGGAGGAGCAGGCCUCCUACCGGCGCAAGCUGCAGGCCUACCAGGAGGGCCAGCAGCGGCAGGCCCAGCUUGUGCAGCGGCUGCAGGGCAAGAUUCUCCAGUACAAGAAGAGGUGCUCAGAGCUGGAGCAGCAGCUGCUGGAGAGAUCUGGAGAGCUGGAGCAGCAGCGGCUGAGGGAUACAGAACACAGCCAAGACCUGGAGAGGGCGCUCAUCCGGCUGGAGGAGGAACAGCAGAGGAGUGCCAGCCUGGCUCAGGUGAAUGCCAUGCUCCGAGAACAGCUGGACCAGGCAGGCUCGGCCAACCAGGCUCUGAGUGAGGACAUACGAAAGGUGACCAGCGACUGGACACGCAGCCGCAAGGAGCUGGAGCAGCGGGAGGCGGCAUGGAGGCGCGAGGAGGAGUCCUUCAAUGCCUACUUCAGCAACGAGCACAGUCGCCUGCUCCUCCUCUGGAGGCAGGUGAUGGGGUUCCGGCGGCUGGUCAGCGAGGUGAAGAUGUUCACUGAGAGGGACCUGCUGCAGCUGGGAGGGGAGCUGGCCAGGACAUCACGAGCUGUCCAGGAGGCGGGCCUGGGACUGAGCACAGGCCUGCGGCUGGCAGAGAGCCGGGCCGAGGCAGCCCUGGAGAAGCAGGCCCUGCUGCAGGCCCAGCUGGAGGAGCAGCUGCGGGACAAGGUGCUCCGUGAGAAGGACCUGGCCCAGCAGCAGAUGCAAAGCGACCUGGACAAGGCUGACCUCAGUGCCAGAGUGACAGAGCUGGGCCUGGCAGUGGAGCAUCUUCAGAAGCAGAAUGUGGAGAAGGAUCAGGUCAACAAGGACCUCACUGAGAAGCUUGAGGCCCUGCAGCCCUGUAGCGUCAUCCUCAUGACACAGAUGGGGAAACUGAGGCCCAAGAGGGGAAAUGCUUGUCCAGUCUCAGAGCCAGAAUCCCUGCGGCUACAGGAGCAGGCGGCCCUGGAGACAGAGGACGGAGAGGGGCUACAGCAGACCCUAAGGGACCUGGCACAGGCCGUCUUGUCAGACGCUGAGAGCGGCGUCCAGCUGAGCGGCUCCGAGCGUACCGCGGAUGCGUCCCAGGGCAGCCUGCGGGGGCUCUCGGGCCAGCGGACCCCGUCCCCACCGCUGCGCUCUUCGCCCGGCCGAGGCCGUUCACCCCGCCGAGGCCCUUCCCCGGCCUGCUCAGACUCCUCCACGCUCGCCCUGAUCCACUCCGCCCUGCACAAGCGCCAGCUGCAGGUCCAGGACAUGCGUGGGCGCUAUGAGGCAAGCCAGGACCUGCUGGGCACCCUGCGGAAGCAGCUUAGCGACAGCGAGAGUGAGCGGCGGGCCCUAGAGGAACAGCUGCAGCGCCUGCGGGACAAGACCAACGGCGCCAUGCAGGCCCACGAGGACGCCCAGCGCGAGGUGCAGCGGCUGCGGAGCGCCAACGAGCUCCUGAGCAGGGAGAAGAGCAACCUGGCCCACAGCCUGCAGGUGGCCCAGCAGCAGGCCGAGGAGCUGCGGCAGGAGCGGGAGAAGCUGCAGGCUGCCCAGGAGGAGCUGCGGCGCCAGCGGGACCGGCUGGAGGAAGAGCAGGAGGACGCAGUGCAGGAUGGUGCGCGGGUGCGCCGGGAGCUUGAGCGCAGCCAUAGACAGCUAGAGCAGCUGGAAGGGAAGCGCUCAGUCCUGGCCAAGGAGCUGGUGGAGGUGAGGGAGGCGCUGAGCCGUGCCACGCUGCAACGGGACAUGCUGCAGGCCGAGAAGGCCGAGGUGGCUGAGGCACUGACCAAGGCCGAGGCUGGCCGCGUGGAGCUCGAGCUCUCCAUGACCAAGCUGAGGGCAGAGGAGGCCUCCCUGCAGGACUCCCUGUCCAAGCUGAGCGCCCUCAACGAGAGCCUUGCUCAGGACAAGUUGGAUCUGAACCGCCUUGUUGCCCAGCUGGAGGAAGAAAAGGCCGCCCUGCAGGGCCGGCAGCGGCAGGCGGAGCAGGAGGCCACAGUGGCGCGGGAAGAGCAGGAGCGGCUGGAGGAGCUGCGAUUGGAGCAGGAGGUGGCGCGGCAGGGCCUGGAGGGCUCCCUACGAGUGGCAGAGCAGGCCCAGGAGGCACUGGAGCAGCAGCUCCCCACGCUGCGCCAUGAGCGCAGCCGGCUACAGGAGCAGCUAGUGCAGCUCUCCCGGCAGCUGAGCGGGCGGGAGCAGGAGCUGGAGCAGGCCCGGCGGGAGGCCCAGCGGCAAGUGGAGGCGCUGGAGCGAGCGGCCCGGGAGAAGGAGGCGCUAGCCAAGGAGCGCGCUGGCCUGGCUGUGCAGCUGGCAGCUGCGGAGCGUGAAGGCAGGACCCUGUCAGAGGAGGCCACACGCCUGCGCUUGGAGAAGGAAGCCCUGGAGGGCAGCCUGUUUGAGGUGCAACGGCAGCUGGCCCAGCUUGAGGCCCGCCGGGAGCAGCUGGAAGCCGAGGGGCAGGCCCUGCUGCUGGCCAAGGAGACCCUGACUGGGGAGUUGGCGGGCCUGCGGCAGCAAAUAAUAGCUACACAGGACAAAGCCAGUCUAGACAAGGAGCUGAUGGCCCAGAAGCUGGUGCAGGCUGAGCGAGAGGCCCAGGCCUCUCUGCGGGAGCAGCGGGCAGCCCACGAGGAGGACUUGCAGCGACUCCAGCGCGAAAAGGAGGCAGCAUGGCGGGAGCUGGAGGCCGAGCGGGCCCAGCUGCAGAGUCAGCUCCAGCGUGAGCAGGAGGAGCUGCUGGCCCGGCUGGAGGCUGAGAAGGAAGAGCUGAGUGAGGAGAUUGCUGCCCUGCAGCAGGAGCGCGACGAGGGCCUCCUCCUGGCCGAGAGUGAGAAGCAGCAGGCCUUGUCUCUGAAGGAGUCUGAGAAGACGGCGCUGUCGGAGAAGUUGAUGGGUACACGGCACAGCCUGGCCACCAUCUCCCUGGAGAUGGAGCGGCAGAAACGAGAUGCCCAGAGCCGGCAGGAGCAGGACCAGAGCACCGUGAACGCUCUGACCUCUGAGCUGCGGGACCUACGGGCCCAGCUGGAGGAGGCAGCUGCGGCCCACGCCCAGGAGGUGAGGAGGCUGCAAGAGCAGGCCCGGGACCUGGGCAGGCAGCGGGACUGCUGUCUUCGCGAGGCAGAAGAGCUUCGGACCCAGCUGCGUCUGCUGGAGGAUGCCCGUGACGGGCUGCGGCGGGAGCUGCUGGAGGCCCAGCGCAAGCUGCGUGAGAGCCAGGAGGGCCGGGAGGUGCAGCGCCAGGAGGCAGGCGAGCUGCGGCGCAGCCUGGGCGAGGGCGCCAAGGAGCGCGAGGCCCUGCGGCGCUCCAACGAGGAGCUUCGGGCCGCUGUGAAGAAGGCAGAGAGCGAGCGCAUCAGCCUGAAGCUUGCCAAUGAGGACAAGGAGCAGAAGCUGGCACUCCUAGAGGAGGCACGGACAGCCGUGGGCAAGGAGGCCGGGGAGCUGCGAACUGGGCUGCAGGAGGUGGAGCGCUCACGGCUGGAAGCUCGGCGGGAGCUGCAGGAGCUCCGGCGUCAGAUGAAGAUGCUGGACAGUGAGAACACCAGACUGGGCCGGGAGCUGGCGGAGCUGCAGGGCCGCCUGGCGCUGGGCGAGCGGGCAGAGAAGGAGAGCCGGCGGGAAACCCUGGGCCUGCGGCAGAGGCUGUUGAAGGGCGAGGCCAGCCUGGAGGUGAUGCGGCAGGAGCUCCAGGUAGCCCAGCGAAAGCUGCAGGAACAAGAAGGCGAGUUCCGGACCCGCGAGCGACGCCUGCUGGGCUCCCUGGAGGAGGCGCGUGGCACUGAAAAGCAGCAGCUGGACCACGCCCACGGCCUGGAGCUGAAGCUGGAGGCGGCACGGGCCGAGGCUGCAGAGCUGGGCCUGCGGCUGAGCGCAGCCGAGGGCCGGGCACAAGGCCUGGAGGCCGAGCUGGCCCGCGUGGAGGUGCAGCGGCGCGCGGCGGAGGCCCAGCUGGGUGGCUUGCGCUCGGCUCUGCGCCGGGGCCUCGGCCUGGGUCGCGCGCCCAGCCCAGCCCCGCGGCCAGUGCCCGGCUCCCCUGCCCGGGAUGCACCCGCAGGAGGAAGUGGGGAAGGGCUCAGCAGCCCCAGCACCUUAGAAUGCAGCCCUGGGUCUCAGCCACCAUCUCCAGGACCUGCCACCUCCCCGGCCUCUCCAGACCUGGACCCAGAGGCAGUGCGCGGGGCCCUCCGGGAAUUCCUGCAGGAGCUGCGGAGUGCCCAGAGAGAACGGGAUGAACUUCGGACCCAGACCAGUGCCCUGAAUCGCCAGCUGGCCGAGAUGGAGGCUGAGAGGGACAGCGCAACCUCGAGGGCCAGGCAGCUGCAGAAGGCGGUGGCUGAGAGUGAGGAAGCCCGGCGCAGUGUGGAUGGGCGGCUGAGCGGGGUCCAGGCGGAGCUAGCGCUGCAGGAGGAGAGUGUGCGGCGCAGUGAGCGGGAACGCCGGGCCACGCUGGACCAGGUGGCCACACUGGAGAGGAGCCUGCAGGCCACCGAGAGCGAGCUCCGGGCCAGCCAGGAGAAGAUCAGCAAGAUGAAGGCCAAUGAGACAAAGCUGGAGGGCGACAAGCGGCGCCUGAAGGAGGUCCUGGACGCCUCCGAGAGCCGCACUGUCAAGCUGGAGCUGCAGCGGCGCUCACUUGAGGGGGAGCUGCAGCGCAGCCGCCUAGGCCUGAGUGACCGUGAGGCCCAAGCGCAGGCCCUCCAGGAUCGGGUGGAUUCCCUGCAGAGACAGGUGGCCGACAGCGAGGUGAAGGCAGGGACCCUGCAGCUGACUGUGGAGCGGCUGAAUGGGGCCCUGGCCAAGGUGGAGGAAAGCGAGGGGGCCUUGCGGGACAAGGUGCGGGGCCUGACAGAGGCCCUGGCCCAGAGCAGCGCCAGCCUCAACAGCACCCAGGACAAGAACCUGCAUCUACAGAAGGCUCUGACCGCCUGUGAACAUGACCGCCAAGUACUCCAGGAACGGCUGGAUGCUGCCCGGCAGGCGUUAUCUGAGGCACGGAAGCAGAGCAGCUCCCUGGGCGAGCAGGUGCAGACGUUGCGAGGCGAGGUGGCUGACCUGGAGCUGCAGCGGGUGGAGGCCGAGGGCCAGCUACAACAGCUACGGGAGGUGCUGCGGCAGCGGCAGGAGGGUGAGGCUGCAGCCCUACACACAGUCCAGAAGCUGCAAGAUGAGCGGCGGCUGCUGCAGGAGCGCCUGGGCAGCCUGCAGCGCGCCCUGGCUCAGCUGGAAGCCGAGAAGCGGGAGGUGGAGCGCUCAGCCCUGCGGCUGGAGAAGGACCGUGUAGCCCUCAGGAGGAUGCUGGACAAGGUGGAGCGGGAGAAGCUUCGUAGCCAUGAGGACACAGUGCGGCUGAGCGCAGAGAAGGGCCGCCUGGACCGCACCCUCACGGGGGCUGAGCUGGAGCUGGCAGAGGCGCAGAGGCAGAUCCAGCAGCUGGAGGCGCAGGUGGUGGUGCUGGAGCAGAGCCACAGCCCAGCCCAGCUGGAAGUGGACGCACAGCAGCAGCAGCUGGAGCUGCAGCAGGAGGUGGAACGGCUGCGCAGCGCCCAGGCGCAGACUGAGCGCACCCUGGAGGCUCGGGAGCGGGCCCACCGCCAGAGGGUGCGUGGGCUGGAGGAGCAGGUGUCCACACUGAAGGGACAGCUGCAGCAGGAGCUUCGAAGGAGCUCAGCACCCUUCUCCCAACCCUCCAGCCCCCCAGAGAAAUGAGCCCCUGCUGGCAUCUGGAGAACACCCUGUGCCUGGGACAGGGGAGGGCCCUCCUUUUGGACAGCUCCCCCCGGAGCCCGGUCCCUUGGGGGCCUCAAGCUGGGGUGGGAUGAGGAGGCGCUCUGCUGGCAGUGCUGAGGACGGGUACUCCAGCUGCAGGCCUGGAGAGGCUUCCUGGCAUCGCCUGCAGUCCAGCCCCCCUCUUCUAGGAUGAGCCACUGUAGAUCAUUAAAGUUCCUCCUUGAGAGGCUGAGCCAUAGCCAGGGUUGGGGAGAGCCCUUGUCUCUGGUCAGCCCUGAAAAAUGGGAUCGUGGGAAAGAGGAGGGGGACCAGGCCCUGACUUCGGCUUCCCAGAGGUCUCUCCGCCUUAGUUAAGAGUGUGUGUCAGGAAAUUCCUCAGAGUGCUCAGAGUCCCUGUAUUUUUAUACCUUUUUACAAUGUUAACUGUUCAGAACUGUUUUUUUGUAACAAGACCUUGUUUUUUAAAAA